AUGAGCCAGGUGCUGCGGAAGCCCCAGCUGGAGGAGGAGGGUGAGCUGGUGGUGCUAGCGGACUACGGAGAUGGGUCCCACUCCUUGGAUGCCAAGCCGGACACCAGGGCGGAGGAGGCAGUUCUGGACUUUAGCGACCCCCUUAGCACAGAGGUGAAGCCAAGGAUCCUGCUCGUGGGCCUAAGAAGGAGCGGCAAGUAA
Molecule: messenger RNA, 201 nt
Organism: Rangifer tarandus platyrhynchus (Svalbard reindeer)
Lineage: Eukaryota; Metazoa; Chordata; Mammalia; Artiodactyla; Cervidae
Source: the annotation of a GenBank genome assembly